Molecule: messenger RNA, 1491 nt
Organism: Didymodactylos carnosus
Lineage: Eukaryota; Metazoa; Rotifera; Eurotatoria; Philodinida; Philodinidae
Source: the annotation of a GenBank genome assembly
AUGGCUACUCUAGAAAUACUUUCAAACGAGUUAUUUUUAGAAAUAUUUGACUAUUUAUCGCCAACUGAAAUAUUUUCUACGUUUCAUAAUUUGAAUAGUCGGAUCGACCGCUUAUUGAGUCUUCAAAGUAUUCGAAUCGACUUAAAAACAGUGGAAAAACCAGAUUUUAUGGACUAUUGCGAACACUUCAUACCCACAUGUUAUGAUAGAAUUAAAUAUUUACAGUUAUGUAACAAUCACAAGGAAAAUUUUAUAAGUUUAUUUUGUCAACUAUUUCCAAACAUGGAUAAGUUUUCAACAUUACAUACAUUGAUAUUAAUUAAACCAACGGUUGAUAAACUAUUGCAUCUUUUACCGCAAUUAUCAACUUUAAUACGAUUAGUAAUAAUUGGUAAACAAGAAAAUAAACAAGAGAAUGAAAUUUGUUCGUUAAUAUUCAAUGAUAAAAUGUUAUCACUUAAAUCGUGCACAUUAUCAUUUUUCAAUCAACUUCACAUGGAUGGUAUUUGUGUAUCAAAUAUUGAAUACCUAAAAAUUAGUAUGCUUAAAUUGGAGACCAUGUUUCAUUUAUUCCACUAUAUUCCAAAUAUUAAAACAUUGAAUGUUACAAUAUCUACGUACGACGAAACAUCUGUACCUUCACCAAGUGGCUAUCAAAAACUAGCCAUGCUAGUACAAAACUUAACAAACUUGACACUAGAAGUUUCUCACUUUUCCACCUUCGAACCUAUUGAAUUAUUAUUAAAAAAUCUUGUUCAACUUCAGCGAUUGUCUUAUAUCUGUUCAGAUGCAAUUGGUUUAGAACAUAUUGAUAGUGAACGAUGGAAAUCAAUACUAGUACGAUUAUAUAUAUUGAAAAAAUUUCAUUUAUCCAUAAAAACGCAUAUAGCGACAACGUUUGAGAAUAUUCUAGCCUCAUUUCAAACAAACGUUUUCAUUCAUCGUCAGUGGUAUUUUGCAUUUGAUGAAGAUGCUUUAUCAAAUGUCAUUCAUUUUUAUACGAUACCAUAUUUUUCUUCAAAAUAUUCCUUAAAAAUGACAACUAUAGCAGCAAGAAAUGCACACUGUUAUACAAAUGUUAAAUAUUUGGUAAUUAGAUUAAAUAAUUCAACAUUUCUCUCACCACCAAUUAGAUUUCCAAAUGUUGGCUCAUUACAGUUAUUCGGUAGCUGUGACUGUUCUCCUUCUGUUAUCAUUAAUUAUUUGGAUAUUGCUUUAGAUUAUUCAAAACUGAAACAUUUUGAAUUUUAUACAAAAAUAUCAGAAGAUUUAUUUCUUCAUAUUCUCCGUCAUUCAUCAAAUUUAUAUUCAUUAAAGACCAAAUAUUCUAUUUUAUCAAAGAUUACAAAUGAUUUCACACACGAUGAAAUGUGCUCAUAUUUGAAGAAAAAUAUUAAAAAAUGUGUUCUGGUAAAAACUACACACACGAAAAUUAGUGACUUAUGUUCACAUGUAAUCAGUAAUGAAAUUAUCGAGUUUUUAUCGAAUUAA